This is a messenger RNA of Linepithema humile (Argentine ant), 681 nucleotides long. NCBI's taxonomy places the organism in Eukaryota, Metazoa, Arthropoda, Insecta, Hymenoptera, Formicidae. The record is from RefSeq and is a predicted model, not a curated record.
CUAUUUCUAAUAUAAAAUGCUCCUGAACCAGAGCUAUCGGCGGCUCGGCCGCCAACGGCCGGGCGGUAGUGGGGGGACAGAAGGCGUCGUCUCCAGAAUCGGUUCAAAAUCACAUCAGCGGUGUCGUGAAAAUUGAGCAUAAUAUAAAAAAUGUGGCCUUUUAAUACCUCGUGCGAUAGUACGGCGCGUUUUGAUGGCAAAACUGUCAUUAUAACGGGUGCAAAUUCUGGAAUCGGUAAGGAAACUGCCAGAGAUUUAUACCGAAGAGGUGCCAGGGUGAUUUUGGCUUGUCGUAAUAUGGAAAGGGCAAACGCUGCAGUGGACGACAUAAAGAGAAAUCCAUUUUUAAAAGCGGAUAAGCAAGAGGACAAUACAGGUGAUCUCGCGAUUUACCAACUGGAUCUCACCAGUUUCGCAAGUGUAAAAGAAUGUGCUAAAAAUUUACUAGCAAAGGAACCAGUGAUACAUAUUCUUAUAAAUAAUGCCGGCAUUGCAAUGUUUCCAUUCGAGAAAACCGUGAACGGAAACGAGAUGCACCUGCAGACGAAUCAUCUCGGACACUUUCUUUUAACGCUGUUACUAUUACCGAGAUUGCAAUUAUCUGGUUUUGGCUGUAGGAUAAUCAACGUAUCGUCUUGUACGCAUUGGUGUAAGUUUUAUUGUACAUUGCAAUGCAACCAG